ACAAUUUCAACUUUGGGGAAUUAGAAAAUUUGCUGCAGACGACAAGAAGGAGAAUCGGGCCAGCGCAGCUCAGCUAUGUUGUUCCCUUUCAAUUAUUCAACCCUUACUCUUAGCCGUAGAAAAGGGGUUCCUUUGGAAGCUCAAAUGAAAAGCUGAAGAAGAAGAAGAAGAAGAAGAGACGAAGACGAUGAUUAUUAAUGAUGAGAUGAUACAUUUUAAUUCGAGGUUCUAUUCCCCCCGUCCUCCCCUUUGACCGGUUUCUCGCUCCCGUUCUCGAGAAAUUCGAGGAAGAUGAUGGUCCUAUAAAAAAUGACCGGACAGAACCCCAUUAUCAUUCAAUCGUGAACCGGAAAAAGUAACCCGACCCCCCUCCUGCUCCUCCUCCUCACUCGCAAUUCUCCCCGUUUCUCGAUUUGCCCAUCUCUCUCUCUGUGUUUAUCUGUGUUUCUUGAUGUUUUCCUCAAGACACGUAUCCCUUCUGUAACUAACUGAGUCUCCGAGGCAUCGAGGACCGAGUCCGUUGAUUCAAUUCGAGGAGAGAGAACCCCUCGGGGUGAAACUUGAAAGCAAAAAGGGACAGAACUUUCACUCCUCCAUUUCUCCUCUUCAUCUUCUUCCAAGUUGACUUUCUCGUGACAAUAAGAAGGAAAAAGCCCAGCUGGCAUUGAAUCGAGCAAGACCCUUCAUUUGUAUGGGGAUGGCUGUUGCGCUUGCUGUUUGACACCCCCUCUGCCUCUGUCCAUGAACAGCUCCAUUGAUGAAGAGUUGGAAGCUACGAUCAUGACCCUGAUGAACCAAGACAGGAAGAAGAAGUCUUUCAUUGAGAUAAUUCAAGGGAUGACGCAAAGGAAUGAAAGGGAUAAUAUGAGCAAAGAUUCCCCUGCACAAUCACAGAGUGAAUCGGCCCCCGAGAGUACUAGCUGCAGAGCCAUGGGACCUUCAACCCUCGAUCUCAAUAUUCAAACCUUCCGGAUGUCUGUGGCCACAUGGAAUGUGGGAGGUAAACCUCCACAGAGAGGACUUAACCUGGAGGAUUUUCUCCGUUCUGAUGAUCUGUCUGAUAUGUAUGUUUUAGGUUUUCAGGAGAUAGUGCCGUUAAAUGCUGGAAACGUGUUGGUAAUAGAAGACAAUGAGCCUGCUGCAAAGUGGCUAGCCCUGAUAGAUCAGUCCCUCAAUAAACCGACUAAUCUCUCCUACCGAGGAUGGAAGCCCUCCACAACUCUAAGCGGUUCACUCUUCUUCCCUAAGCCUUCGCUGAAAAGGAUGAGCAAGAUUUUCCGGGUCGAGAACGGGCGGAGACUAAAGGCUUGCAACUGCACCAUGGACUUGGAGAGGAAGAACAGCAAGGACUUCUGCUUCAGGUGCCAGCAGUCUUAUAUAAGCGAAGAUGACCUCUCUUCAGAGGACGAAGAUGAUGAUGAAGCUAACAGCCUCGAGAUAUCAGACAUUCCUGCUUCCUUCGGUGCCAAUAAUCACAGGAGGUACAGCCUUGUGGCGAGUAAGCAGAUGGUCGGAAUAUUUGUCUGUGUGUGGAUGAGAACAGAGCUUAUACAGUAUGUGGGCCACUUGAGAAUCUCGUGCAUUAGUCGAGGAAUCAUGGGUUGUCUUGGUAAUAAGGGGUGUAUUUCUGUGAGCAUGUCUUUCCAUCAGACGAGUUUCUGCUUCAUUUGCAGUCACUUGGCAUCUGGCGAGAAGGAAGGUGAUGAGCUGAGGAGGAAUUUAGAUGUCAUCGAAAUUCUUAAGAACACUCAGUUCCGGAAGAUCUGCAGGAGUCCUCAGAGUCGGAUGCCCACGAAAAUUCUAGGACACGAUCGGGUGAUUUGGUUGGGAGAUUUGAACUAUCGAAUUGCUCUGAGCUAUUCCGAAACGAAGAAGCUUAUGGAGGCAAAUCAGUGGGAUGCGCUUUUAGAUAAAGACCAGCUCAAGAUUGAGAGAGAAGCAGGCCGAGUAUUCAAAGGGUGGAAAGAGGGGAAAAUAUUCUUUCCACCCACUUACAAGUACUCGUACAACUCCGAUGCUUAUGCCGGGGAUACGGUAAAAUCGAAGAAUAAGAGGAGGACUCCAGCAUGGUGUGAUAGAAUCUUGUGGUAUGGGAAUGGGAUUAGGCAGCUUUCCUACAUUCGGGGGGAGUCCCGGUUUUCAGAUCAUCGGCCAGUCUGUGCUGAGUUUCUGAUCGAUGCGGUGGUUGGUGAGUCGGGAUCAAAGGGCGGAACAUGAAGGUUGGAGCUGAGGAGCUUCUACCUCCAAAUGCAAAAUAUGCUGAAGAGGGACCAUGUACUGUGUUACGCAUCAGUGUCGCCCAUUUGUCAAGGCCGAAGAAGUGUGCAAUUUUGGAUCAAACAAAUACGAGAGAGCAAGCAAUUCUAGUAUUCCUUGCCGGCCGGGGCCACUACAGUUCGUUCAAUCUCUGAGAACUUAUAUAUACACACAGAGAAUCGUGUCACGACGCUAAGCAAAGAGUUUAUUUUGCAGAUUUUAGGAAGAUGAAAUUGAAGUGACUCAAGUUGUUUUAUUAGGGAAAGAGAGAGUGCUUGGAAUCCAUCCAACUGGUAAUGUUGGGUGUCCAAGUUUCAACCACAUUUCAGUGUUUUUUUUUUUCCUUGAUAAGUGAUGAAUUUUAUUAACCAAAGAGAGAAUGGACAUAGUACACUUAUCCAAA
Molecule: messenger RNA, 2659 nt
Organism: Punica granatum (pomegranate)
Lineage: Eukaryota; Viridiplantae; Streptophyta; Magnoliopsida; Myrtales; Lythraceae
Source: RefSeq, a predicted model, not a curated record